UAUAAUUUAUUUCGUAUUAGUUAAUUAUAUUGAGCAUCCAUCAUGACUAUGGCUGAGAAGAAGAACGAAUACCCUCCGGGCGUGGAGGCUGAUCGGAGGCUGCUCCCGUUCGAAACAUGGGAGGACUACUUGGAUUCUUUAAUCGAAAUUGCCGACCUCAGGAAUCUCAGAAGCAUUCCAUCUGCUAGAACAAUUGCCGCUCUUGGUUAUAGGGCGCUCGGAGAUACUCUAUCAGAGAAAGAGUUUUACGCGAGACGCGCCGUCAUACAAAAUAUUGUUUACCCAAUAACAAAGCCGUAUGUCCUGGUGAGUGAAGGGACCGACUUGGAAGAUCCUUUUAAAAGGGAAUUGGCGAUAAGGGAGCGCGCUAACAGAAUUGGCAUUUUGCAGUCAAUCAUUUUCAUACGACACUUUACAAGAAGCGGUUUCGAAAUAUCCGGAUACAUUGACUACGCACAUCGCCUGAUCACGCAGGAUUGGGGACCGUUUUUCAAGUCCAAAAAGAUGCUGUGGCCGAAGGAUAGCGACCUCGGAUAUUUUCAUUGGCGGCACGGUACCGUUAGAAGUAAUAUCAGCCGAAAUUAUAAGCCUGUUAUGGAUCCCGAACAAGGUCUUUUGUUUCAAAACCGGCACGACCAUAAGAUAAUCUGUCCCAAUCCGGAACAGGAGACAGGUCAGAAUUCAACAAGGACUAGAGUCUAUUCACCAAUGUAUACGCAAAUUGAAAUCUAUGAUCAUGUCGUUCGAAAGAAAUCCUAA
Papilio machaon (common yellow swallowtail) is the source of this 759-nucleotide messenger RNA. RefSeq names its product cilia- and flagella-associated protein 299. The transcript is spliced from 4 exons. NCBI's taxonomy places the organism in Eukaryota, Metazoa, Arthropoda, Insecta, Lepidoptera, Papilionidae. The record is from RefSeq and is a predicted model, not a curated record. The coding region runs from base 43 to 759 and encodes 238 amino acids.